AUGAUACACUGCGGAAAGAAACGUAUUUGUGCUGUUGUCACAUGUAUUCUUAUUUUUGCAACUGCUUUAAUCUGUUCCUGGAAAGAUCCUCAGCUGCCGAAUAACAUAACUAGAAAAAUCUUCCCCCAGGCAACAACUGCCAGUCCAGCAGGUCAGCUUUGUAGGGGAAAACCUGCCCAAGAUGUUAUAACACCAUUAUCAGAUAACAGAACUUUUAUUAUAUCCCCGUACUUUGACAACAGAGAAAGCAAAGUCACCCGUGUGAUUGGGAUUGUUCACCACGAAGAUGUAAAACAGCUCUUCUGCUGGUUCUGCUGUCAGCCCCAUGGAAGGAUCUAUGUAUCAAAAGCAACAAUCGAUGUUCACUCAGAUAGAUUUGGGUUCCCUUACGGAGCAGCAGAUAUAGUUUGUGUGGAACCCGAAAACUGCGACCCAACGCAUGUAUCCAUUCACCAGUCUCCACUUGGAAACAUUGACCAGCUGCCGAGCUUUGAAAUCAGAAACCGCAAGGCUGAGCCCUUCCCUGUUGACUUCACCGUGUGCAUCUCUGCCAUGUUUGGCCACUACAACAAUGUCUUGCAGUUUAUACAGAGCAUGGAGAUGUACAAGAUUCUUGGGGUACAGAAAGUGGUGAUCUAUAAGAACAACUGCAGCCACCUGAUGGAGAAAGUCUUGAGGUUUUAUAUGGAAGAAGGAACUGUAGAGAUAAUUCCCUGGCCAAUAAACUUGCACCUCAAGGUUUCUUCUAAAUGGCACUUUUCUAUGGAUGAAAAAGACAUUGGCUACUAUGGACAAAUCACAGCUCUAAAUGACUGUAUAUACCGGAACAUGCAGAGGAGCAAGUUUGUGGUUCUUAAUGAUGCUGAUGAAAUAAUUCUUCCCCUUAAGCACCCGGACUGGAAAACCAUGAUGAGCAGUCUGCAGGAGCAGAACCCAGGGACUGCCGUUUUCCUCUUUGAGAACCAUAUCUUCCCAGAAUCCGUGUCUACUCCCACAUUCAACAUCUCAUCCUGGAAUACUGUGCCAGGUGUUAACAUAUUAAACCAUGUUCACAGGGAGCCCGAUAGGAAAGAAGUUUUCAAUCUUAGGAAGAUGAUAGUUGAUCCACGAAAAGUGAUUCAGACGUCAGUCCACUCUGUCCUACACGCUUAUGGGAACAGUGUGAAUGUUCCCAUGGAUGUUGCCCUCAUUUAUCACUGUCGGAUGCCCCUUCAAGGAAACCUUCCCAGAGAAUCCCUCAUCAGGGAUACGACACUGUGGAGAUACAACUCGUCAUUAAUCAUGAAUGUUAACAAGGUGCUAUAUCAAACUGUACUGGAAGCUCAAAAGCGAAAGCCCAGUUAG
Messenger RNA from Nestor notabilis (Kea), 1344 nucleotides. RefSeq lists its product as uncharacterized. The record is from RefSeq and is a predicted model, not a curated record. The coding region runs from base 1 to 1344 and encodes 447 amino acids. The transcript has a single exon. NCBI's taxonomy places the organism in Eukaryota, Metazoa, Chordata, Aves, Psittaciformes, Psittacidae.